This is a messenger RNA of Aethalodelphis obliquidens (Pacific white-sided dolphin), 5738 nucleotides long. It is a transcript of the gene SLC67A1, whose product is annotated as solute carrier family 67 member 1. The record is from RefSeq and is a predicted model, not a curated record. Gene Ontology annotation, cellular component: nuclear envelope. The transcript has 7 exons. The coding region runs from base 4557 to 5690 and encodes 377 amino acids. Gene Ontology annotation, molecular function: transmembrane transporter activity. Gene Ontology annotation, biological process: transmembrane transport. NCBI's taxonomy places the organism in Eukaryota, Metazoa, Chordata, Mammalia, Artiodactyla, Delphinidae.
GACGAGGCGGGGUGUGGGUACGGGUCAGGACGGCCAAGGCUGGGUCGGUUCUGCGCCGCGCUCCGGCCCUCAGCCCAGCCCCGCCACUUCUCCGGGCCUUGGUUUCCCCAUGUGCACGCUGAGCGGGUGGGGUCCAUGGGAGGGUGACCUGCAGGAACCUACAGCUGGGGGUGGCCAUCCGGGGCGUGGCCUUGCUAGGAGUGGUGGGCAGGGCCCGCGGGGACGCGGCCCUCAGGGGGCAGUGCAGCCAGCAAAUGAGGGAGUGGCCAGCAGGGGGCAGUGCGGUCGGCAGACGUGAGCGUGGCCAGCAGGCGGCAGCGCGGCCGGCAGACGGGCGUGGCCAGCAGUGGCGUUACGGCCGGAAGACGUGGGCGGGGCAGGAAGACGUGGGCGGGGCGGCCGGUUGGGGGCGCCAUCGCCGCAUGCUGCAUCCGCACCAGGUCCGUGCGCUCGGGCUGCUCCUUCCUGGGAGGUCCCACCCUGAACCUAAAGGAACCAGACGGCAGGCCUUGGGGGCGGGGUGAUGGUGCCAUCACCUCCCUGCGAUGGGGUUGCUGUGGGCAGCCAGACCCCUUGCCUCCAGAAGGAGCGAGGGUGGCUUGCGGGGAUAAAAAGCUAGCGUGUGUGAACUAAAGGUCUCUAUUGCCCUCACCACCACCCCCCGAGUUUUGCGCACACAGGGGUCCGGGGGCUAAACUCAACUCCUGCCCAGCGUCCUGAGAGCCUGUGGGCGGCAGCUCUCACAUGUGGUCUGCAGAGUGGACCCCAUUCCAGGGACAGACCCUGCAGUGGGGUUGCACAGAGCCGUCUGUUCCAGUGGCCCUAGGCGUGCAUACCCUUGGACUUAGGACACCUGGCCCUGGAGAGGCCUUGCCUGGCCAGGGAGGAAGCUUCUGCUGCUUCCCCCUAUGCUGCCCCACCCCCGUUCCUCCCCCAGGUGCUCCGACACCCACUCAAAACCAGCUUCCUACAUAGGAAUGGACUUUGCACCUUACCUUCAUUCAGGCCCAAGACCUUGGUUUUGCUCUGGGGAGGCAGGUGCCCGGCCCAGCUGUGGGUGGAGGCCCUGUGCCAGCUGGUGCCCCGCCCACCCUGCCUGGGCCUGGAUGAGCUGCCCUGGGCCUCCAUUCAGGCGAGGGGCCUUCCUGCUGUCUGAACCACACGUGCAUGCACUCAGCAUGAGGCCAGCACCUGGCCCUGCAUCUUGGAUGACCCUAUGCCGGGGCCCCUGGGGGCCUUAGUUUCCCCAGGUUCCCUGAGUGCCCCCAGACCAGCCCCAGACUUGAGAGCCGAUGAUGGCUGAGCCCCAGGGAUUGGGGGACAGGAGGGCACAGUGGCCUUGUCAAGGCAGCUCCCUCUCUCGAGGGAGGUCUGUUCAAGGCCUCCGCCCCCACCCCCUCCCCAUCAUUUCCUCAGAGCUGGGUUGGGGAUGGCCGGCUCUGCUAAGUGCUGUGAGCAGGAGGGUGGGGUGCAGAGGGCAGGACUGCUUCAUUCAUUUCCCCCUCGAUGUUUAUUGAACACCUAUUAAGUGCCCCUGGGAUUCCAGGUUCUGGGAUACAGUGGUGAACAGGACAGGCGAGUCCUCAGAUGAAAUGAACGUGAUGUGUAUUCCUAUAACGUCAGGCUGGAGGACAUCUGGGGAGGCAAGAGAUAGCAAGUGCAAAGGCCCUGAGGUUGGGGAAGCGAGAAGACCCGUGUGGCUGGAGUGGAGGAGAAGGGGUGCGCAGUGGGUCAGGCCAUGGAGCCCUGGGAGGCAUGAGCAGGGGCAGGGGAUGAGCUGGCUGCUGUGUCGAGAAUGUGGAGGCUAGGGCCACCUCAGGGAGACCAGAGAGGUGGCUACUGAAUCAGUCCAGGUGGGAGAGGACGGCAGGGGGACAAGGGAUGGGGUGGGGAGAGGGCAGGGGCAGGUUCUGGCUUGGUUUUGCUGAUGGCUGGGGUGUAAGUGUAAACUCAAGGCCGUGCCCAGACUCCGGGGCUGGCCCUGGGGGAGUCGAGGGCCUCGCUGAGAUCUGAGCUGCCAGGGUGCCGGCAGGAGUUGGGUCUCCGUCAGGAUGAGUGUGUGCUCAGCACACACUUGAAGGAACCCCAGAGUGGGUGGCUGGGCGGGGGAGUCUGAGCUGGAGGACAGUGGGGCUGUGUCCUCGAGUGGGUGGCUUCUUAGCCCUGGGAACUGCUUAAGAUGGAGGCUGGUGCCCAGCACUUCAUGUUAGAAGCCGGGGAUCGGGAAAAGGUACCAGGAGGACCAGAAGGGAGGGCGAUCCAGGGAGAUAUCCAGGCGUGUGGGUCAAGGAUGGGACCCUGCGCCCGUGACGGAUUCCGCCUGAACCAGGGCUGUCUCUCUCCAUGUGCGAUGAGGGCGGAGCCUGCUUUGGUAGAUGGACCAGGGUCAGGAGAAAGAGGACCUCUGUCCUCAGGGAGGAAAGAAAGAGGGUCAGCGGCUGCAGAGUAAGGAGGGGCACCAGGGGCGUGAGGAGGGUGCUGGGAAGGGAGCGACGACGCAGAGAGGAGCCCCGCUAGCUGCCCCGCACAACAGGGCUUUCAGCGCCCAGACUCGGAGUUCACCUCCCAGCCCAGCCACCUGCUACUGUGGGCCAUGGGCAACCUUCCUCACCUUGCCAGCGCCCCUCCCGCCCCCCCCCCCACCACACACAGAGGCCUCCUCUGGCCAGCCCCACCGCACGUUCCCUCCUGCCCUCUGCUCCAGCCCAGCUGCUGACCCAGAAGGCACUCUCACUUCCCUCUCCCUCCCAGUAGCCUCCAGAUUCACCCCCACCCCUGCCCUCACCUUCCUGAGCAUCCCACUAGCUUCCCUUCUUUCAUCCCAAGAUCUAAGGCGCUGUGUACACUUCCUUAGACAGGUGGGGAGACCGAGGCCCCGGAGAGGGUAAGACUCCCCCAUGGAGCUCCCAGUCUCCAUCCGAGGCCCGGGGAAGGGGGGCUCCGGGACCCCGAUGCCCCAUCUCCCUUGUCCAGCCUCUCUGCUGGCCCACGGCCUGCUCUACCUCUUGGCAAGGCCCAGGCAAGAUGUAAAGGCCACACUCCCGCCCCCCCGUUCUUCAAUCAAAACUGAGGCACGGUGUGAGGUCUCCCUGCCCACCUCCACCCCGGCCCCCUAAAGGCCCCUGAAGUCCCCAGCCGUGCCCCACCCCCUGCUGGGAAGCAGGUGGAAGGAGGAAGCGGCCUCGGCUGCCGUGGGCUGGGUAGUGGUAUAACUGGUUUGGGCCCAGUCUGGAGCUCAGGGCUGGGAGGCCUAGCUCCCAUGGAGGACCCAGACCUGGGUCCUGAGUCAUUUAGCAGGUGAGGGGGCAGCUCUGUGACUCAUGUCCCCCAGCCUGGCGCCUCACAGCCUGGGGAGGCCUCUAUCAUCCCCUCCCCCAAGUGGGCCGUUUGCCUCUGGGGUGGGCGGCACCAACCUGCUAAGCCCACCAGAGUUGGGUCCCGGGUCGAGGGUGCUCAGGGAUUUGAGAAGUGGGGGCCACCUGUCAGACACCGCUGAUGGUGAAGGCAGGCAGAGCCCAGGCCUGAUGGCUGGACUUAGUGUGUGUGUGGGGGGUCUUUGCAGGACCUCCUGCUCCUCUGAGCGCUGAGGUGCCGCACACAGGCCACAGGUACAGCUGGGCCCGCAGUCCAGCCCCCAAAGGCUGUGUGCCCCGGAGGUGGCCCACCAGGGUAGCCGCUCCUUUAGGUCCAGCCACAGACCCUUGAGGUCAGGCAAACCGGGGCCUCAGUGUCACCGGCUGGCCCUCCUGGGCACUAACUGGCCGGCGUGUGGCCCCGCUCUGACUGCAGCCGUGCGCCGCACCCAGCAGGCCCUGGUGACUCGGCUGGUGUGACCCCGCUGCUUGUCUGGAGGCCUGGGGGGAGCCAGUCGACCCGAGAACCGUAUCUCGGCCCUUGGUCCGGGCGAGGGAAUGGGAAACCCUUAUCCUGCUGACGGAAGGUUUCCGCCUCAGUGACACGGCAGUGUCCCUGGAGUUAAUGAGUAGACAUCUAGGGCUGCCCUAGCGGCUCUGGGACGGGGUGACUCACGGGUCACCCAGGCGGCCUACCCCACUUGGUGCUGGAGGUGGCUCACCGAGGGUGCGCGGGGCCUCCUGGGUGACCCUCCACCCGAGGGUGUGGAGGUGUCCCCCCAUCCCGGGGCUCGUGCCGCCCCUGCAGACAGAACCCGGGUGUUUCAGGCACUAGGAGGUCCAUGGACAGGGCACAAAUGGCUGAGAGCAGUGGGGCUGGGAACCUCAGCCUAGACCUGUCAGCUGGACAGUGUUCCGGGCAGAGGGGAAGCCCGUGCAAAGGCCCCGGGGCAGGAAGGAGAUUGGGGCUUGCCUGGAGGCCUGUGUGGGCAGAUGCUCAGGGGACACAGAGGGCUGCAGAGGGUUAGGCCGGACACAGCGUUAGGGGCUUUCUCUGGGACUCGGAAACCAGAGGGGGGCUGACGUCCCACAAGAUGGGGUGGACCCACAAGACGUCCAUUUUCAGACACCGUUCUAGCCACAGGGCCAGGGACUGUGGAUCAGGGGAGGCAGGGGGACUUCUCCCCCGCAAGCUCAGGCUGGAUGCCCGGUGCCUCUCAGGAUCCCCGCACGGCCAGGCUUCCCAUGAAGCCAGCUGACCCCAGCCUGCCCUUCAGUUUGGACAGGACAGGGGUACGCAGCCCGGGAGGCCCUGAGCCCCACGUGCGGCCAGGCCUGGGGACCUUGGCCGAGUGCCAUCCCCUCUGGGAGCCCCAGAGCACGCGGGGAGGGAGGGCAGCUCCAGCUGCAGGAGGAGUUGUCCCCUCCAAGCCGGGCAGGAGAGGGACAGCGUCAGGCUCAGAGUCCGCACCGGGUGGGCAGAUGGCCAGGCCCGCCACCCUCCUGAUAACGUCACGUCGGCAACUUCCGGGCCCUCGAGAUAAGGAUGAAAGUGGCGUCUGUGUCCGCUGCCAUUUGACCAGCACCGGUGGCAGCCGUGGAUUCAGUGUCCGGUCAUCGUGGCUCUUGUGGUCAGCCUCCUGGGAGCCGUCCUCAGCUUCACCUGCAUCCCCACCAGCACCAAAGGGGCCAGCGCCCGUGCCCAGGCUGCCCUGCCAGCUGGAGGCCGCCCAGGCCGGCUACCUCAUGUCCUUCUUCGGGGUCCUCCAGAUGGCAGCUCGGAGUGGCCCGUCCUGUUCCGCAGGGGUGGGCCCGCCCCGUCACAGGGCGCAGCCCCGGCCUGACCCCAGCCCCAGGGGGUGUUGCUCCAAACCCACUGCGCCCCGGGCACUUCCUGUCUGCCUGGUGGAGGUGGCAGGGGACCAGGUCUUCCAGGGCCUGGUCAUCGGGUGGCUGAGUAGCCGCUUCUCCGAGGGAGCCCUGCUCCGGGCCAGCGUGCUGGCGUUCAGCGUGGUGGGACUGGCCAUGGCGCUGAUGGCCAAUGUCUUCCACUUGUGCCUGCUCAUGCCCGGCCUGGUCUUCAGCCUGUGUGCCCUCAAUGUGGUCACCGACAGCAUGCUGACCAAUGCCGUCUCGGCCUCAGACACGGGAACCAUGCUGGGCCUCUGCGCCUCUGUGCAGCCACUGACCAGAACCCUGGGGCCCACCCUGGGAGGCCUCCUGUACCACCGCUUCGGAGUCCCCGUUUUCGGCCACGUGCAGCUCGCCGUCAACUUCCUCGUCCUGCUGGUCCUCUGGAGGCAGCCUGUGCCCCCAAAGAUGGACAAAGCCUGGUGACCGUGGCCCCCAGGCACAGACUGGCAAUAAACUCCCUUAGGACCUCUU